ACACAACCACAACCUCCCCCUCCAGCGCGGCUCUCCCCGCGCGCACCACGUGUGCCACCCCUCUCACCCCACGCUCGCUCUCCAUCUCCGCUCUCGUUGCUCGGCCAGAGAGACUCUCGAGGCCAGCCCAAGCGCAACACGUGACCCACGCCUCUUUCCUGGCUCUCGCGCGCGCCCUGCACAUCCAACACCUGCGCGCUCAGCUGCUUCCACAGCGACAGCGGGCCUGCCCAGCGCUUUUCUCAGCCGAGACUCCGACCUUUCUCUCCUUUACGCGCGUCGGGCCAGCCGUCUUUUUUGCGCAACACGCACGAAACGCCAUGGUCUUCUUCUACGUCCUCUUUCUCGCUCCCAUCGUGCUCUACCUGCUCUCUCGGCGUCUGCGGCUCGCCUCUUCGCCCGCGCGUGCGCGCGCAUACGACCCCAAGACCGGCCUCGGCCGUGGCGCUCCGGGUUUCCAGACCAACGUGGCGCGCGUCGCCGUGCCGGCGCACAUCGUGGCGCGCAUCCGCGCCGGCGAGGAGGUGUCGGCAGAGGAGAUUACACGCGCGCAGGAUGAGGCGCGAAGGAUGAGGGAGAAGCAGCAGCAGGGAGAAGAGGAGGAGGAGGAGCAGAAGAAGGGAGGGAAGAGGAGGAAGGGAAAGAAGUGAGCAAUGCGGAGAGAAGUUUGCAUGGCAUGGUGUGUGAGAUGGGUCGACAAUGCACUCCCGGACAGACAGAGGAGGAUGAUGUGUCGCUCGCACGCUUGGAUGUCACUCUCGCUCCGGCAUAUUCUGCAUCGAGCCCGCAACGUGCGCGGCGGUGCGAACCAUGCCCCGGUGUUUGCAUCGGGGCCGCGCGCCGCGGGAGUUUGGCUUUACUUGUUGAUCAGCCAGGAAAUCCACACACACACACACACACACACUCUCUCUCUCUCUCUC
This is a messenger RNA of Tilletiopsis washingtonensis, 920 nucleotides long. RefSeq lists its product as hypothetical. NCBI's taxonomy places the organism in Eukaryota, Fungi, Basidiomycota, Exobasidiomycetes, Entylomatales. The record is from RefSeq and is a predicted model, not a curated record. The transcript has a single exon. The coding region runs from base 321 to 650 and encodes 109 amino acids.